This is a messenger RNA of Toxorhynchites rutilus septentrionalis, 5323 nucleotides long. It is a transcript of the gene Neurl4, whose product is annotated as neuralized-like protein 4. The transcript has 5 exons. Bases 250 to 5247 code for a protein of 1665 amino acids. The record is from RefSeq and is a predicted model, not a curated record. NCBI's taxonomy places the organism in Eukaryota, Metazoa, Arthropoda, Insecta, Diptera, Culicidae.
AACAAACGCACGUGCGCGCAACAAACCGGUCCCACACUGGAUUACACCAAUUCCAACGUACCUUCAGCAGGCAUGUAGUAGUGGUAAUAAUAACUGUUUUUGGAUUUUGUAGCCGUUUAUCGAUCCAACCACGCAAGCUGUCAAAAAUUUUCACUCCCGUCUCGCGAAGCUUUGUUUUUGUUUGCGUGGUUGUGAUUGUCUACAAGAAAUUAGCCAAUUUAAAAAAGGGGUUUGUGAAUCUCGUGAACAAUGUCGUUCCAUCGACGAUGUGGCAAGCGGAUUCUGCUGGCCAACAAUAAUCGAAUGGCUAUGCGGAAUAUCAGCGAAUUCAACCACGGGCUAGUGCUGAGUGCGGAGCCACUCCAGGAUGAUGUCCUGUUUGAAGUGCGGAUCGAUGAGAAGAUACACGCCUGGAGUGGGAGCAUCGAAAUUGGAGUGACGACUGUCAAUCCGGAAACGACGGAACUGCCUCCGUGCGCAACUAAGUUGCGGAACGGCACAUGGGUUAUGUCUGGGAUUUCGGUGCUCAAGGAUGGUCUCUCGCUGAUGGAGUAUUAUGGGUCUGAUCUGGACAAACUUGGCGAGGGGGAUCGUGUCGGAGUGCUGCGAACGGCUCAGGGGGAAUUGAUCUUCUACGUGAAUGGUGAGUCACAGGGUGUGGCUGCGGUUGACAUUCCGAAAAAUGUUCAUGCGUUAGUUAAUCUGUACGGAAAAUGUGUACAGGUUUCAAUCUGUCCUUCGGACAGCUUGGAAUACAGCAACGAAAGUACUCAAAUUUCGCAGAACAUUGAUAUUGCAAUGUCGGUAGAAAUGUCCGUCAGUUCUACUGCGAACGGAGGUGGCCCCUCCGGUUCGGGAGCGGGACCAGAUGGAAUUGAUCCGAACGAUAAGUUGAGAUUUCAUACCCGUUGUGGAUCUCUGGUGAAGUUGAGCUUGAAUUGCCGUACCGCGGAAAGACGUCGGCCAUUGGAUGAGUUUAACAAUGGAGUCGUUAUGACUCAUCGACCGCUGCGAGAUAAUGAACUGUUCGAAAUACGUAUCGAUCGGCUGGUGGAUAAAUGGUCCGGUUCAAUAGAAGUGGGUGUUACAACACAUUGUCCUUCGGCUCUGCAGUUUCCAGCUACUAUGACCAACUUACGCAGUGGCACAAUCAUGAUGUCUGGCUGUGGUAUUCUUACCAAUGGAAAGGGAACCCGGCGGGAAUAUGGAGAGUUCAAUUUGGAUGAGUUACGUGAAGGCGAUCGGGUUGGCAUGAUGCGUAAAUCCAAUGGCAAUCUACAUUAUUAUAUCAACGGUCGUGACCAGGGAGUAGCUGCAACUAGAGUAUCUCAGACUCUCUGGGGAGUCAUCGAUCUAUACGGAAUGACGAUCAAAGUUACGAUUGUGGAUCGAGAUGAACGGGAGCAACAAAAUUUGGUCACUAGACGCAACAAUUUGAUGAGCUUACCGGUUGCAGAGCAAGAAUUGAUUCCACCAAGCCCCGAGAUCGAUUACAUUCAAACAGAUAGGCUUCUGUUCCAUCCCAUCUGUGGAUCCCACGCAAGUGUUACCCACAGCGGAAGAACCGCUUUGCGUCCAAACGCGUCGGAUGAUUUCAAUAAUGGAGUGGUUUUAACCAGACGAGCACUUCGACCGAAUGAAAUGUUUCAAGUUCGUCUGGAGAGAGUGGUUACCAAGUGGGCCGGAUCGAUAGAAAUGGGAGUUACCACGCACGGUCCAACGGAGCUGGAUUUUCCCUUCACCAUGACCAAUGUGCGGUCCGGGACAUGGAUGAUGACCGGAAAUGGCGUGAUGCACAAUGGAAUGACCGUCAUUGAACAGUAUGGACAAAAUCUAGAUCGCCUGCAGGUCGGAGAUCGGGUGGGUGUGGUUCGCAAGGAUGAUGGGACGUUACAUUUUUGGGUUAACGGUGUAGAUCAAGGUCCGGCAGCCUCCAAUGUCCCGGAGAAGGUUUACGGUGUGAUUGAUCUGUAUGGGCAGGCGGCUCAGGCAAGCAUUGUCGACACUUCGGAAUGUGGAACCCCUGACACUGGUAAUUCAACCAUUUCGAAUACUACUCUGUUCAGCAAUGAACCGAAACUUAAGUUCCACUCGGUUCAUGGAAAGAAUGCACGAAUCUCCAAUGGUGGAUUGACCGCGUGUCGGCCCAAAGCGUUAGCGGAGUUCAAUGACUCGAUUGUGUUCAGCAACAGACCGCUAAGACAGCGUGAAUUAUUCGAAAUCAUUCUGGAAACUGUAGUGGAUCAAUGGAAUGGAAGCAUCGAGAUUGGAGUCACGGGCAUUCGACCGGACGAACUGAGCUUACCGAGCACUGCAACGGAUCUGGAACACGAUACCAUUAUGAUCUCCGGGACCACCUUGAUGCGUAAUGGUGUAACCAUUCGCAACGAUUUGCCGUUCGAUUUGGAUACCCUCACCGCCGGAUCCCGGGUGGGAGUUAUGCGAAACGGAGAUAACAUCCAUUUCUUCAUCAACGGAAUCGAUCAGGGUCCGUAUUAUGAGUGCAAAGCUCCGAAUCUGUUCGCUGUGAUCGAUCUCUACGGUCAGUGCGCACAAGUCAGCAUCACAACGCCACAACCGGACAUUCGAGCCCCGUACGCAAUAAGUGAGAACUCGCAGAGCUUACAGGCAACUUCGGUCAUCCAACCGGCCCUGGAAUCGAAGCACCGCUGGUCGUGUAUUUCAGGCAAUGUCACCUUGAUGCAAAACUGGACGCUGGCUUCUCGCUGCACGAAUGCGGCCCUCUCGCAUUGUCUGGUCUUCUCGGAGCGACCGUUGGUAGUCGGGGAAACAUUCGAGAUAAAAAUUACCGAAAUAAAUCCCCUUUACGCGGGCAGCUUGAAAGUUGGAGUGACGGAUUUGAAUCUCUCGGAUGAGCAUGUUAGAAAGAACAUUCCCAUCAGUAUGAAACGCAUUCCGGCUAAUGUUUGGUACGUCAGUGGAAACGAGGUGCGUUACAAUUCUACACUGCUCCAGAAAUCUCUCGCCUCGCUGGACUGGCUGAGAGUUGGUGAUCGCAUCGCAAUAGAACUGACAGCCUCUCGGACGCUCAAAAUCCUACUAAAUUCAGAAGAUAUGAAUAUAUCCUUUCAAAACGUUUCGGAAGAUAGUUUUGCCGUGGUAGAGCUGCUGGGAUCUACGAUGGCCGUUCAGGUUAUCUCUUCCCAAGGACCUUCGUCACCUCUGCGACCUUGCAGCCUACGUUUGCAGGAUUCACUCGAGCUAGGUUUGGACCCUCUCAACAAGCAGGACUCAAUGCUCGAGUCAAUUGACUCUGAUAGUCUGUCGUUCGAGUUUUCGGAAUGUCACGGUAAAAACAUCCAGCUGUUCGAGGACAAGAAGACCGCCUCGCGCGUUCAGUCCUACCAUCAGGGAGUUGUUUGUCUGUCCAAACCGAUCUGCAAAGGACACAGCAUGAGUAUCAAAAUCAACCAAAUCAACCCCAAGUGGAAGGGUACAAUUGCCGUUGGCGUGCUUGGCGUUUGUCCCGGGACGCAUCAGUUCCCAUUCCCAACAUCGGCCAUCCUGUUCCGGAGACCUUGUUGGAUCGCCACCCAUGAUUACAUCAAUAUAAACGGAAACAAAACUCAGUCGAAGUACGCGGAGAUCUUCGAACAGAUCCAAGUUGGCACCGUCAUUACUCUGACGCUUAGUCACGCAGGAAACUUGGGAAUCACAUUCGGUCAAACGCAGCUGGACGAUUUGGCUAUUGGGUUGCCCCAUCAUGUCUAUCCUGUGUUCGAUCUGUAUGGCAAGUGUGAAAAAAUAUCCAUCGUCAACGGUGAUCCGAAAAACGCAAGUCCCAUCAAUGAAGAGUUGGCGGUGAUGCCUUCCGGAUCCACUGGUGUCGGUGCUGCCGGACCAUCGUCAGCCGACGUGGAGAAUGUUCCCCAAUGCGAGAAGGCGGACUUGGAAGUUCAUGAGAAGGAGACCGAUAUUGCUUGUGUUUCGAAUCCUGGAUCUUCUUCGAUGAGUCGCUCAGUGAUGGAUAGUGUCUCCGAGAAUCUGUUGAUGAACAUAUCGAUUAAAAAUCGCACAGCCAAUGAAGCUAGGACUCAGGACUUCACAAAUUCAUGUUGUCUGCGAGAUUCACUUCAGCUGCAGCAUUCGACGAAUCUCAACAUUCAGCGAAGCCAGAGCACACACCGAUUCAACGCUCUUCAGGGCAGCUUCGACAGCAAUCGUGGUGGGGAGCUCUCCCAGUCCGUGAACUUUGAUGAAGGCUUCGAAGAUUAUCGCUCGAAUCCAGCCAGCCUUCAACCAACUAUCGCCAACUCUCAGGCUACGGUCAAUCAAGAGAACAACACUGACCCAAACUAUUUGGAGGAUGUGGACAGCAACAUAGAUUUCAGCAUCCAGCUUAACGAAUCCGAAGUGGACGAAGAUAGUAACACGAUUGCUAAUAAUCGUGCCAAACUGGGGCUAUCAUUGCAACCCUCUUGCUCGACAGCACCAGAGCGUAGCUCACCCACUCAAACGCUAUUGUCAAACACUUUGAGCGGUGCGACCAAUGCCGCAAAUCAUCAUCGUUCGUCGAACAUAGUCGAAGUCGUCGAGGAUCACAUACGAUCCUCGCGAGCCAAUUCGAUUUCAUCAUCAUCGGUGCUGAGUGUGAUGGAAAAUAAAGACUGUGAAUAUCUUAAGCUUGUAAUGGGUUUCAAGCGUACGCUCAUGCUGCCGGAUGUUUUCUUCACCGGUGACAGUUUCGCGUGCUUUUGCGACGGCUGCGUUCCAUCACUGCACAACUCAGCCGUCAAGGGGUGGGCAAGAUUCAAAAUAAAUCCACAAACACUGAGCAGCUCUUGUGCUACAAACACCAGCGAGGAUUCUGUUUGGACCACUGUUUAUUACAACGCAAGAGUGGAGAAAAUUCGAUCGGUUCUAGAUCAUGGACAACCGUUGCCCAUAGAAUCUUGUCAGUUUAUUCCGGAGGGCACUACCGUUGGUGACGAUUUUGUUCCGGGCACACACAUCCUGCUGCAAUCAGCGCCCGAUCCAAGUGAACGCUCGCAGCGAUCAUCAUUCCACCGGUAUAUGGCAAACAACAUUUGCUACCGCAUUUGUGCUACAUUCGAGGUGCGGGUACGCGCCCAAGCAUUAUCAAACAUUGGAUUUGGAGAGGGCACAAGUGCGACGAACGAAACUGGUCCUUCGUCCAUUGGUUCGUAUGUACUGCGCUAUUGGACGACGAAGGAAGCCGAUGCAUGUGUAUUAACCGCUUUGAUGGUUUUACUCACCCCAGCAUAAAUUAGGCGGGACUCAUAUUGACCAGAUGUAUGUUAAUAAAUAUUGAGACAUCUAGCUUUCAAUGUUAUAGCAAUCA